This is a messenger RNA of Encephalitozoon romaleae SJ-2008, 264 nucleotides long. Its product is annotated as small nuclear D3-like ribonucleoprotein. Lineage: Eukaryota; Fungi; Microsporidia; Unikaryonidae. Bases 1 to 264 code for a protein of 87 amino acids. The transcript has a single exon. The record is from RefSeq and is a predicted model, not a curated record. Gene Ontology annotation, molecular function: RNA binding. Gene Ontology annotation, cellular component: spliceosomal tri-snRNP complex; SMN-Sm protein complex; U4 snRNP. Gene Ontology annotation, biological process: spliceosomal snRNP assembly; RNA processing.
AUGCCCAUAACAGUUCCUUUGAAGUUACUCCAUGAGGCACAAGGAUUUAUUGUUACCAUAGAGACAAGCAAUGGGGAUAUGUACAGGGGACGCAUGAAGGAGAUUGAUGACUAUAUGAAUGUGGUUCUGGAUGAAGUAACUGUCACUUCUUUUGGCUCCUGCUCGCCAAGGAAAGAGGCGAUUAUCAGAGGGUCAAGCAUCAGAUUCUUUGUUUUACCACCUGCGUUGAAGUUUGCGCCAUUCUUUGGGAGGUACGAGACUUGA